Zophobas morio is the source of this 721-nucleotide messenger RNA. Its product is annotated as dual specificity protein phosphatase 23-like. Gene Ontology annotation, molecular function: protein tyrosine/serine/threonine phosphatase activity; protein tyrosine phosphatase activity. The transcript has 2 exons. Lineage: Eukaryota; Metazoa; Arthropoda; Insecta; Coleoptera; Tenebrionidae. The record is from RefSeq and is a predicted model, not a curated record. The coding region runs from base 16 to 585 and encodes 189 amino acids. Gene Ontology annotation, cellular component: cytoplasm. Gene Ontology annotation, biological process: protein dephosphorylation.
ACGUGUCUACACUUGAUGCAAUCACCUGUGGAAUCCCAGCCAGCCCGACGCCUAGGAAACGUAAACGCUCGCUUGUCCACAGACAGUAUUGCCAAAACCAUGGGUGCACCUAUAACAAAUUGUCCGUGGAACUUCUCCUGGGUCGUCCCCAACGAGCUGGCAGCGAUGGCAUGGCCCCAGACGACCUCCAAUAUAGAAUACCUCCUGCUGCAAGGUAUACGGCAUUUAGUAACUUUGUCCCCUGAGAAAAUCCCUCCCGUUGCCACGUUCCCCCAGAUGGGCUGGACCAGGAUCGACGUGGAAGAGUUCGAAGCUCCCACUCUUCAGGACAUCAUGACGUUUAUAGCCGUUUGCGAGGAGAGUAGGAAGAAGAAUCAGGCUGUCGGUGUGCAUUGUCGCAUGGGAAGAGGCCGAACAGGUGUUAUGGCAGCUUGCUAUCUGGUCCAUUUUCAGGACGUUUCACCUGAAAAAGCCAUUACAACGGUGAGACUUCAGCGACCCGGAUCGGUCGAAACUACUGAACAAGAACGAGCAGUCUUGCGAUAUCGCGACUACUUGAGAGGUACUAAACUGGCUGAAAUGUAAGCCCGGGGGAUGAUGCUGAAAAAUAUGAUUUGCUCUUUACGUCGAAAAAUAAAAUUUACGAAUGUGUUUGUUCGGAACGGCCGAAGAGAUGUGAUGCAUUUAUUUAUUUUUUUUCCAAAUAAAGUUAUGUUGGUGA